Molecule: messenger RNA, 603 nt
Organism: Zychaea mexicana
Lineage: Eukaryota; Fungi; Mucoromycota; Mucoromycetes; Mucorales; Lichtheimiaceae
Product: ras family-domain-containing protein
Exons: 5
Coding region: 1-603 (200 amino acids)
Biological process (GO): signal transduction
Cellular component (GO): plasma membrane
Molecular function (GO): GTPase activity; GTP binding; GDP binding
Source: RefSeq, a predicted model, not a curated record
AUGAUGCUCUAUAAAUUAGUCGUACUUGGAGAUGGUGGUGACAACAGUAACCCUAACAAAUUGAUGCAUAAUCAGACCGCCUUAACAAUCCAGCUUUGUCUUAACCACUUUGUCGAGACAUACGAUCCGACGAUCGAAGACUCGUACCGCAAGCAGGUCGUGAUUGACGAUCAACCAUGCAUUUUGGAAGUCUUGGAUACUGCUGGCCAGGAAGAAUAUACUGCGCUGAGAGAUCAGUGGAUCAGAGACGGUGAAGGUUUCUUGCUCGUGUACUCUAUCACAUCCCGCUCAACAUUUGAACGCAUCGAACGGUUCCGUGACCAAAUUUUCCGUGUGAAAGACGUGGACGAUGUACCGUUAAUGUUGGUCGGCAACAAAUGUGACAAGGUGACAGAACGAGAGGUGACGCGUGAAGAAGGAUAUGCCAUGGCCAAACGAUUGGCUUGUGACUUUAUUGAAACCUCGGCCAAGACAUGUGUCAACGUCGAACGAUCGUUUUAUCAGGUCGUCAAAGUCAUUCGUGCGCAGCGCGAAGGGUUGAAUACAAGCCCGAAGCAUAAGAAGGCUAAAAAGGAAAAGAAGACAAAGUGUUCAAUCCUGUAA